Penicillium bovifimosum is the source of this 486-nucleotide messenger RNA. RefSeq lists its product as uncharacterized. Bases 1 to 486 code for a protein of 161 amino acids. Lineage: Eukaryota; Fungi; Ascomycota; Eurotiomycetes; Eurotiales; Aspergillaceae. The record is from RefSeq and is a predicted model, not a curated record. The transcript has 2 exons.
AUGACAAUGUUCCACUCUUCAAGGAUCAUGAACUAUGAAGCCGACAAUAGGAGACGAUGGCUUAAAACCUUGCCUGAGCAUCCAUAUCCAAACGAUACUUUCUUCAACCCGCUGUGGCUCGAUUUCCAGACUUGUUCCACAAUUUGGGUAAGAAUUUCUGAAUUCCAACAAGCCCACUACGUUCAGAGGAUUGAUGUUCAAUCCCGUGGUGCUGGAAGCAUUAACACACUGAGGAGUCUCAAGGUCAACCCUAACUCUGAUCUUUACAACCAGGCAAAUGAGUCUAUCAAGUCAUUAACGGCCAUGGUUGACCCGAAAAUCCCUCUCGAGUUCUCUGGUAAUUACCCCAUUGGUGACAGCAACUCAGCCGCCGGCAGCAGUGGCACCGGCAGUGGUCGCGAAGGUGGCACGGUGAGUGGUAGCAUCUACAGCGAUGGCUCAGCCGGUAAUUUCCAGACCCGUCGGCUUAGUUUCAAACUGAAUUGA